Messenger RNA from Rhagoletis pomonella (apple maggot), 906 nucleotides. Its product is annotated as trypsin alpha-like. The record is from RefSeq and is a predicted model, not a curated record. NCBI's taxonomy places the organism in Eukaryota, Metazoa, Arthropoda, Insecta, Diptera, Tephritidae. Gene Ontology annotation, molecular function: serine-type endopeptidase activity. The transcript has a single exon. Gene Ontology annotation, biological process: proteolysis. The coding region runs from base 1 to 906 and encodes 301 amino acids.
AUGUUACGGACGUUGGCGCUCCUCACUUUGCUAAGCAUCUGUGCAAGCAGCUACGCUUCAACGAACGCAGAUAGCUCUGAAGAGGAUUCCACUUUGGAAUUUAUCAAAGUAGAAGAUGGAGCAAAACAGCAGGCAAUACUAACACUUAUCAAUCUCACCAAUUCCACUGGCAUCAGCCAAUUACCAUCAAAGGAAAAUAGCACUGCACCUAAUCGAAUUGUUGGCGGUCGUCCGAUUACCAUCGGCGAAGUACCCUGGCAGACGGCUGUGAUACAGGCGAACGUUUUCGUUUGCGGUGGCUCAAUUAUUAGCUCGUACUGGGUGUUGACCGCGGCUCAUUGCGUCUACGGCAAUGCCAGUAAGCCGCAUUCAGUGCGCGCAGGCUCUAACUUUUUCAAACAAGGCGGUCAAUUGCGUAAGGUCGAUCGUGUCGCCUAUCAUGGUGCAUUCAAUCCGAAAACAAGUGUUAAUGACAUAGCGCUCUUGCGUACAUCUAAACCAUUCAAGUUCAAUUCCAAUGUACAGUCCAUUCGUUUGCCAACAUCGAAUUCAGAGCCCAGCAUUUAUUUCGUCAGUGGCUGGGGAACCCUCAGCGAAAAUGGAGUGCAACCAACCAGACAAUUACGUGGCGUCAAUUUGUAUCUUCAGCAAAGAACAACUUGUGCGGCUGCUAACAGUGGUAAAAUCCAAGUAACCGAAAAUCAACUAUGUGCAUCUGCACCAAAUCAAGACACAUGCUACGGUGAUUCGGGUGGCGCUUUGACCAGUCAAAGUACACAAUAUGGCAUCGUAUCAUAUGGUGUGGGCUGUGCACGGCCGAAAUAUCCCGGAGUUUAUACGAAAGUUUACAAGUAUCUUACAUGGAUUACCACCGUAAUGAAAUCACUGAGCCGGACAAGAAAUUAG